This is a messenger RNA of Alternaria novae-zelandiae, 987 nucleotides long. RefSeq lists its product as uncharacterized. Gene Ontology annotation, molecular function: GTP binding; GTPase activity; serine-type peptidase activity. The record is from RefSeq and is a predicted model, not a curated record. Gene Ontology annotation, cellular component: endosome. Gene Ontology annotation, biological process: regulation of endocytosis. The transcript has 3 exons. NCBI's taxonomy places the organism in Eukaryota, Fungi, Ascomycota, Dothideomycetes, Pleosporales, Pleosporaceae. The coding region runs from base 1 to 987 and encodes 328 amino acids.
AUGGCGCAGCCGUGGGACUACAUAGCGAAGAUCGUAUCGUUAGGCGAUUCAGGAUGUGGUAAAUCAAGUCUAACAGUCCGCCUCUGCGAAGGCCGCUUCUCACCACACCACGACGUAACUAUCGGCGUAGAGUUCGGAUCGCGCAUCGUUCCUGUCGGCCCACCAGCGUCGCAUUCCCUGAGCAUCAACAACCCCUCCAAAUCCUCACAAGCACAAGCGCCCGUGUCGCCGUCGAAACAAAAGCAGGAGCAGAAGCACAUGAAGCUUUCGCUAUGGGAUACAGCAGGCCAGGAGACGUACAAGAGCAUCACGAGAAGUUACUUUCGGGGCGCAUCGGGCGCGCUGCUAGUAUUCGAUAUAUCGCGGAAGAACACGUUCCUCUCCGCCACGUCAUGGUUGCACGACUUGCGGCAAAUCGCCGAGGAAGGCAUCGUCGUGGUGCUCGUGGGCAACAAGUCUGAUCUUGCGGGGUCGUCUACCGUAACUGAUUCGGACGCCGCGAACAAGCGACAAGUCACAAAAGAAGAGGCUGAGGAGUGGUGUAAAGCGAAUGGCGUCAUGCAGUACGUCGAGACGAGUGCCAAGAGCGGAGAGGGUGUGGAACAAGCCUUUUUGGAAGUCGCAGAGCGGAUAUACCAAAAUAUAGAAGCUGGCAAGUACGACUUGAACGAUCGAAGGAGUGGAGUCAAGGGGCCGGGAGGCGGAGCGAAUAGGGCAGGCGUCAACCUAAAUGACGCGAUGUUCCUCCUUUGGCUCAGCACCAUAGCUGCCGCUUUCCCAGUUGGCUCUCACGUCGUCCACGAGAAGCGAGAGGCGGACCCGAUAGGUUGGGAUAGAGACUCACGUGCAUCAAGGGAUGCAGUACUGCCGGUGCGAAUCGCGCUGAAGCAGCAGAACUUGAAGCACGGCGAACUCUCACUCCAAGAUAUGCAUAAUCGAACCUCACCCAACUUCCGUAACGUAAACCUGAACUCGUCGUUUAUGUGA